Molecule: messenger RNA, 1421 nt
Organism: Mirounga angustirostris (Northern elephant seal)
Lineage: Eukaryota; Metazoa; Chordata; Mammalia; Carnivora; Phocidae
Gene: STPG2
Product: sperm tail PG-rich repeat containing 2
Exons: 11
Coding region: 10-1374 (454 amino acids)
Source: RefSeq, a predicted model, not a curated record
CCCACAAUUAUGUAUGAUCGAGCUCCCCGCUUGCUCAGAUUGGUUGAAGGUGGCAGCACUGAGGAGCAUGUGGGUCCUGGAACUUACCAGGUACCUUUCCUGAAGGAGCAGGCAACAGGUGGCUAUGCACCAUUCCUUUCUUUGGCUGCCAGAGAAAGUACUUUUACUGUUGCCUCUAACACUGAGAAAGCUGUUCCAGGGCCAGGACACUAUAAUGUUUCAGAAGCACAGAAAAUUUCAAGGGCGCCACCUACAGUUUACAGAAGUGUUGAUGUUCCUUCAAUUCCUUCUUGUGGAUGGUCAUGUGGUUAUGAUAUUAAUGAGGAUGGCAGUAUUAUAAAACAUUCUCCACCUGCUAGUGACAGUACACUAGGUCCGGCAUACUAUAAACCUCAGUUUGAUUUUUCCAAUGCAACUUUGAAAUACAAGGGGAUACAUUUUGGCAACUCUUUAGGAAGACUUGAGUUACCUAUAAAGUCAGGGCCUGGUCCUGGACAGUAUGAUAUAGUCCAGAAAAAGACACCUCAUUAUGAAAAUAUUAACAUCAAGAAAGAUAAACAACAAAAUUAUUGCUUAAAUCUCCCACGAUUUUAUGAAGUAAUAAUAUUGCAGGAGGAAAAAAAGAGAUUUGUACCUAUGAAAUCAAUCACUCCAGCUCCUGGCACAUAUAAUGAAUCUCGAACUGCUUUCAAUUCCUUGAAGAAAACACCGAUACUGAAAAGUACUCCUUUUGGUCAAAGUGCUGCUCGAUUCACACAGGACUUCAGGACAGAGGAAAUGCCAGGUCCUGGGUUUUAUAAUAUCCUAAACAAUACUAUAAUCGACAACUUUAGCAAUACCUGCUUGAUGAAACAAAAGAAAAGUGCAUUUGGUUCUUCUGUUCCUCGGACUAUCUUCCUGGUUCAGAAAGAAGGUUUUACUGCUCCUGGUCCUGCUGAUUAUCAGGCUUUUUGGAACUCACAGGUUGGUGGAAUUUCUGAUGAACUACCUAACUUGACUAACCGCUAUGCUGCUUUCUUGUCAAGAACACAAAGAUCUACUAAACUGUCAGAUAUGGAUAUUCCAGCACCUGGCAGCUAUGAUGUUCAAAAAUCAUAUGAGAUGUCCCAAGUUCAACAUAAAUACAUGCCACCUCGUAGUUUUGUGGCUAAACUGAAACAUGCCUCCUUUCUUAGUACAACUCCUCGGCGUCUGGAGAAAAUGACUGAUGGACCAGGGCCUGCAACAUAUGAUCCUGUUUUAAGGAAAUCUUGCUCCAUACCCUUAUUUGUUAAAGCAUCAAAGCGUUUUAAAGAUUCCAAAGAGAUUACUCCUGGUCCUGCGACAUAUGAGCCAGCUCUAGAUGUCUUGGUUUUGUUGGUCUGGGUAGGGUGAAACCAAAGCAGGACUUUCCUACAGUACCCCAACAAGCUGGAGAAGCU